Molecule: messenger RNA, 979 nt
Organism: Chinchilla lanigera (long-tailed chinchilla)
Lineage: Eukaryota; Metazoa; Chordata; Mammalia; Rodentia; Chinchillidae
Product: nucleolin-like
Exons: 3
Coding region: 361-852 (163 amino acids)
Source: RefSeq, a predicted model, not a curated record
UUGUUGACUCUUCCAGCCUUCUCUGUCAUCACCAGCAUAUCUAAACCUUUCAACUUGGUCCAUUAACAGCACAUCCAAACAUUUCUCACCUUGUCCACCACCAGCAAAUGGAAACCUUUCCUGCCUUUCUCCAUCCCCAGAGGCUGAGGGCACAGCCGCAGUGGGUUUGUCCUUGCUGAGGUCAGAUCUCCACUCAAAAGCUCUCAGCUUUGCAGGGCAACUGCUGACUUCCGGGUCCCCAGUGCUCCCAGCAUUCCCCGCGGCAAGCAGCGUCAGAAAGGCAGUUGUUUCACCGUUCUAGAAGCUCCGGCCUCAGCCCCACUCCGGCUGUCGAGGUCCUGGCUGCGCAUACUUCCCGUCAUGUCUGCUGCUGAUGAGCGAGACCCGGCCCAAGGAGGACAAGGUGGAGCUGAUGAACAUGCAAACCUGGACCUCAAAGCCAUCUUUGAUGUCCUGGUGCCUGUGGUGUGGUCACUUGUGAUGGUGGGAGUCAUGGGCCUUAUUGCUUUUCGUGGGAUUAUCCGAUACCUUGAGAAAGAGGAGGUCCAAGAGGAGGCCCAAACCACCUUCCCCACGGGCUGCGAUAUAGAUUCGGAGGAAGACGAGGAUGAAGAGGAAAGUGAGGAGUCAGAAGCAGCAGGUUUUUCAGAGUGUAGGAUACUGCGUGCUGAAACUGAGCAUACAUUGGGGUAUUUUACCAAUGACAUCACAGCACCAAAGUCUCUAUCUUUACUUGCUAAGGAAGCAUUGCUAUGUUAUUAUGACUCUGAAUAUGAAGCAGACCAAAGUGAGGAGGAAGAAGAAGAGGAAGAGGAAAAAACUGAAGAACCAGGAGAAAAAAAAUACCUGUAGUGACAGAGGGAAGCCUUUCUUAGGAAUUGAGUUGGAAAGCAAAGAAUGAAAUGGAUGCAGAAAGAAAUAAUGAAUUUGUUCUUCAUGAGUUGUGUAGUUUUCAGUGGCCCAGAAUUCUAAUUUUGUU